Messenger RNA from Mesorhabditis belari, 774 nucleotides. The record is from the annotation of a GenBank genome assembly. Lineage: Eukaryota; Metazoa; Nematoda; Chromadorea; Rhabditida; Rhabditidae.
AUGGACGGGGAAUUCAUGGCCGAAUGGCUAAGGAAUUUGAGUUUUAAGGUUGAGAAAGACGAGGAGCCAAAUGCGGAUGUGAAAACUUGGGGACAAAUGAGGCGAUGUGAGGAGGAGAAGAGCAACAAGAACAAGGAGAACAACAACGAGAGAAGCCAUCGGCCUCUGCCAAAGCUUUGCGAGAAGAGAAUCCAUCUCGAAGGACCAAGAAGAGAUUCGGAAAAGUUUUCAUUUCAAGAAGUGAAUAAUGAAGUGGUGGAAAUGAUCGAAGUUGGAGAACAUGGGGGAAAAGGGGAAGGAAAGCGAAUGGAAGAAGGGGGAAAUGGAGAAGGAGGAGAAGGAGAAGCAACUCCAAUGGAAGAAGGGGAGACGAGUCAACGGCAAUCAAGGAUUUUUGAUGAAACUCGCAUCUCUGCAUCUCCAUCGUUUUGGAGAGGAUCUAUUGGGUAUUCCCAUUCGAUUGAUCGAGAGAAAAUGAAGAUGCAAAUGGUUCAAAAUCGUAAAAUUGCUGAGCGAAUGUCUCCGUGGAAGAGAAUAUUGGAAAUUCAGAAAAAGUUGAAACGUCAACCGGCAAGACGCAAGUUUUCCCUUGUACAUGGACUGCUGACAGCGCCACCGAGAAGGAAUUCCAGUCAUCAUCAAUUCGGGAGAUAUCUUGAUGAAAGUGAGGCGACAAUGACGAGUCCAGUGAGAGCUUUAGAUGAUCACUUUUCUGUCUACGAAGUUGAGAACUCGCAGCCGGCCUCACUCCAAUCGUUGCAAAGAAAAACUCUU